Molecule: messenger RNA, 2223 nt
Organism: Mycosarcoma maydis (corn smut)
Lineage: Eukaryota; Fungi; Basidiomycota; Ustilaginomycetes; Ustilaginales
Exons: 1
Coding region: 1-2223 (740 amino acids)
Cellular component (GO): fungal-type vacuole membrane
Molecular function (GO): oligopeptide transmembrane transporter activity
Source: RefSeq, a predicted model, not a curated record
AUGCCGGCUGCAUCGACAGUAUCACAUCUAGAAGCGUCGAGCUCUCGAGACGCUGAGAUCUACGUAUCCACGUCGUCAGCCGAUCACGCUAGCGUCUCUGACGCCGACGAUGAUUUCACAAUACGAGCCGUCAUCGCUGGCCUGCUUAUCGGCUGCUUGCUUGCAUUCACCAACCUCUACCUCGGCCUUCAGUCCGGAUGGAUCAGCAUGAUGUCGCUACAAAGUUCGCUGCUCGGCUUUGCGCUCUUCCGUAUGCUUCCCCAGCACGUCAAUCUGGCCGGUCGACGAUUCGCACUCAUGUCGAGCGCAUUCACACCACAGGAGAACGUGCUAGUACAGACCACAGCAGCAGCAGUAGGAGUGAUGCCGCUCUCGGCAGGUCUCGUCGGGGUGAUACCAGCAUUGAACAAAUUGAGUCUGGACAAGGAUGGUAGCGAGCCGAUCGAGUUGGACUUUGUGCAUCUGUUGGGAUGGUGUUUCGCGUUGGCCUACUUUGGCGUGUUCUUCGCGUCACCGUUGAGAGAGCCGAUGAUCAUCAAGGAGAAACUGACCUUUCCGAGCGGUACGGCGACAGCGCAGUUGAUCGGCGUGCUGCACAACAAGCCACUGGCUCAACAGCAGACUUCUGCUACACGACACAGCUCAGGUUACUCGAACCAUACUGAAGACCAACAGGACCACGAAAGAACCGCGCUCCUAAAUGGUUACGAUCCAUCCAACAUCCACCUCGAUGAUGAUCAAGAGGACAGCGCAUCGGUCAAACUCGACACUUCCAAGAGUUGGAAAGCCUUAGCCUGGUCCUUUUCUGGCUCGGCAGGCUUCACCCUCUUGUCUUACUACCUCCCUGUUCUGUACGCCAUACCUUUGUUCGACUUUAUCCCGCCGCACAAUCUCGCCUCGAUGUGGGGAUUCUGGUUUACACCUUCACUCAACUACAUCGGUCAAGGGAUUAUCAUGGGAUUGCCAACGACUGUGAGCAUGACGGCAGGUGCGAUCGUGGGCUGGGCGGUCUUAAGCCCGAUGGCAUACUACAAUGGCUGGGCCAAAGGCCAUCCUUUGGACUCGGAGGACGGGAGCAAGGGCUGGAUCCUAUGGAUCAGCCUAGCCAUCAUGUGCUCUGAGAGCAUCGUGGGGCUGGUUGCGUUAGUAGCUAGCAACGGCAUUCAAGAUCUCAAGAGCCUGGUGGUGACGAGCAAGCAGAGGCGGCAGCAGCAGUCCGAGGCAAGCGGUGCUCACGAGAGCGCAGAAGACGAGGCAGAUUCUGACCACGAACCUCCACAUCGAAACACACCAAAGACGUGGGUCAUGAGCGGCUUGAUGGGAUCCACAUUGGUCGCAGUGAUGCUCAUCUACAUGGCUUUUGGCGCAGAAGGCAUCUCUCCGUGGGCGACGUUGCUCAGCAUCAUUCUCGCGUCGCUGUUCGCUAUCCUGGGUGUUCGUGCGCUCGGCGAGACGGAUCUGAACCCAGUCUCAGGCAUCGGCAAGAUCUCGCAGCUCAUCUUUGCGCUUGUACAGCCCGGCAAUGUGGUAGCCAACUUGGUCGCCGGAGGUAUCGCAGAAGCUGGUGCCAUGCAAGCCGGCGAUCUGAUGCAAGACUACAAGACGGGCCAUCUGGUGGGUGCAUCACCGAGAUCACAGUUCAAGGGUCAGCUGAUCGGAAGCACGCUCGGCAUCUUGAUGAGCAGUUUCGCAUACAAGCUGUACACGAGCGCAUACGAGAUUCCUGGACCGCAAUUCCCUGCACCCACAGCAGCCGUGUGGCUCAACCUGGCAAGGCUAGUGAAUCACGGACACUUGCCGGACAAGGUCGAGGUGUUUAUGAUGGGAUUUGGAGCCAUCUUUGCGCUGACUGGUGGGAUCAAGACGCUGGCACGCAGCAAAGCACUUCGCCAAGAGGCGCGAGUUGGCUCUAGUGUCGCUGCCACAGUCGCCAAACUUGUACCGAGCGGAAUUGCAUUUGGCGUGGGCAUGCUCAACACGCCCAACUUUUCGUUGGCUCGUUUGGUCGGUGGAUUGAUCGCGCAUUGCCACUAUUCGCGCUCGAGCUCGUCUUCCAACACAUCGUCGAGAGCGAUGGCGGGUAUUGGUAUCAUCAUCAUCGCCAGCGGUUUCGUACUGGGAGAAGGCGCGGCCAGUAUCGUGACGCUGCUGCUCAAGCAGAACGGCGCUCAAGCUUGGACUUGUGCGGGCUGCCGCGGAGGAUGCGCUGGCGGAUGCUCCUGA